UCUUUCCACAUUUCACAUACACACACUCUCUACUCUUGGAUCACAUAGGCAACAAACAGUUUCACUAUUGUCAUUGGAUUCCAUGGAGACCAAAGAGAGUAAGAGUAUCCCUCUCCAAACCUAUAAGAUGGGACCUUUCAAUCUUUCUCACAGGGUUGUUGUAGCGCCAAUGACGAGACAGAGAGCGUAUGGUUACAUAGCUCAGCCUCACGCCAAGUUAUAUUACACUCAAAGAACAACACCUGGUGGUUUUCUUAUUUCUGAAUCUUGUGCAGUGUCCCACACAACAAAGGGCUAUCCGGAUAUACCUGGAAUAUGGACCAGAGAGCAAGUGGAAGCAUGGAAGCCCAUCGUAGAUGCGGUUCAUGCCAAAGGUGGCAUCUUCUUCUGUCAGAUUUGGCACGGUGGCAGGGUCUUUCAUCAAGGUUUCAGCCAAAAUGGGGAAGCUCCUGUCUCCUCUACAGACAAGCCAUUGACGUGUAAUAACAUCUAUGGAGGGCAGUUUACUCCUCCAAGACGGUUAAGUACCAAAGAGAUCCCUGCCAUUGUCAAUGACUUUAGAAUUGCUGCAAGAAAUGCAAUGGAAGCUGGCUUUGAUGGGGUGGAGGUUCACGGUGCACAUGGUUACCUCAUUGACCAGUUUCUAAAAGAUAAAGUAAAUGACAGAACUGACCAAUACGGUGGGUCACUGGAGAACCGCUGCAGAUUCGCUGUGGAAGUAAUAGAAGCAGUGGUGAAAGAGAUUGGUUCAGAUCGUGUGGGAAUCAGACUCUCACCAUUUGCAGACUACAUGGAGUCAGGAGAUACGAACCCUGAGGCAUUAGGACUCUACAUGGUGCAAGAAAUGAACAAGCAUGGAGUCCUUUACUGUCAUAUGGUUGAACCUAGAAUGAAACUCCUUGAAGAUGUGUUUGAAUGCAGUGAGUCGCUUACGCCAAUGAGAAAUGCCUUCAAAGGAACGUUCAUUGUAGCAGGAGGUUACUCUAGAGAAGAUGGGAACAAGGUAGUGGAAGAGGGAGGAGCUGAUCUGGUGGGUUAUGGACGGACGUUCUUGGCAAAUCCUGAUCUGCCAAGGAGAUUCGAACUCAAUGCACCGUUGAACAAGUAUGACAGAUCAACGUUCUAUACUUCUGAUCCUGUCGUGGACUACACUGACUACCCUUUUCUUGAGAACACAGACACAUCUGCUUCAUGUUGAUGCCACUUGCAACUAAUUAAUAAAACCUUUUUGAGGUGAAGUGGAUAAAACA
Brassica oleracea var. oleracea is the source of this 1250-nucleotide messenger RNA. Its product is annotated as putative 12-oxophytodienoate reductase-like protein 2A. NCBI's taxonomy places the organism in Eukaryota, Viridiplantae, Streptophyta, Magnoliopsida, Brassicales, Brassicaceae. The record is from RefSeq and is a predicted model, not a curated record. Gene Ontology annotation, molecular function: oxidoreductase activity; FMN binding.